CGCUGGGAGUAAACAGGGAGGCGGCGCUUGGGUGGCGGGAGGACUCUCUUGCAGCCCGCGUGCGGCGGGCGAUGCUGGGGGAUAUCCUGGGGGCCCGGGAGCGCGAGGCGGAGGGCGAUGCGGCAGGGGCUGUGCCUGCGCCGCCUGCCAUCGACUUCCCGGCCGAGGGCUCGGAACCCAAGUAUGAUGAAUCUGAUGUUCCCGCAGAACUCCAGGUGCUGAAAGGACCCCUACAGCAGCCGACCUUCCCUUUUGCAGUUGCAAACCAGCUGUUGCUGGUUUCUCUGCUGGAACACUUGAGCCAUGUGCACGAACCAAACCUGCUUCAUUCAAGACAGGUGUUUAAAUUACUUUGUCAGACCUUUAUCAAAAUGGGGCUGCUGUCAUCCUUCGCGUGUAGUGGUGAGUUUAGCUCCUUGAGGCUACAUCACAGCAGAGCUAUUAUGCACUUAAUGAGGUCAGCUAAGGAGAGAGUUCGUCAGGGUCCUUGUGAGGAUAAUUCUCAUAUCCAGAAGAUCAGAUCAAGGGAAGUAGGCUUUGAAGCACAAACUUCACGUUACUUGAAUGAAUUUGAAGAGCUUGCCAUCUUAGGAAAAGGUGGAUAUGGAAGAGUCUACAAGGUCAGGAAUAAAUUAGAUGGUCAGUACUAUGCAAUUAAAAAAAUCCUGAUUAAGGGUGCAACUAAAACAGAUUGCAUGAAGGUACUACGGGAAGUUAAGGUGCUGGCUGGUCUUCAGCAUCCUAAUAUUGUAGGCUAUCACACUGCCUGGAUAGAACAUGUUCACAUGGCCCAAAGGCAAGCAGAUAGAAUUUCUAUUCAGUUGCCGUCUCUGGAAGUGAUCUCUGACCAGGAGGACCCCAGAGAUCAGUGUGAUGUUAAAAGUGAUGAAAGUAACAGCUCAUCCAUUAUCUUCGCCGAAUUCACCCCAGAAGAAGAAAAAUCCUUGGGAGAAUCUGGCGUUGAAAAUCAGAAUAAUAGAUUGGUGAACUACGGCGCCAGUGUAGUCACAAGAGAUGCCAGUGAAUUUGAACCGUCCCUUGAGCCCCAAGAAAAAGGUGUGGCUGACCAGUCUUCCAGAUCGAUUGUUGGGCAUCGGGUGCCACUUCGGCGUAAUUCAGACCUAGAAGAGAAUUUCGCAUCCACGGAGGAAUCUUCUGAAGAAAACUUAAACUUGUUGGGGCAAAUGGAGGUGCAGUACCACCUGAUGCUGCACAUCCAGAUGCAGCUGUGUGAGCUCUCGCUGUGGGACUGGAUCACGGAGAGGAACCAGCAGAGCUGGGAGAGCAUGGAUGAAUCCGCAUGUCCUUAUGUUAUGGCCAGUGUUGCAACAAAAAUUUUUCAAGAAUUGGUGGAAGGUGUGUUUUACAUACAUAACAUGGGAAUUGUACACAGAGAUCUAAAGCCCAGAAAUAUUUUUCUUCAUGGCCCCAAUCAGCAAGUAAAAAUAGGAGACUUUGGCCUGGCCUGUGCAGACAUCAUACAGAACACAGACUGGGCCAAUGGAAAUGGAAAGAGAACACCCACACAUACCUCCAGAGUGGGCACUUGCCUGUAUGCUUCCCCUGAGCAGUUGGAAGGAUCCGAGUAUGAUGCCAAGUCAGAUAUGUAUAGCUUGGGUGUUAUCCUGCUGGAGCUGUUUCAGCCGUUUGGGACAGAAAUGGAGCGAGCACAUGUUUUAACGGGUUUAAGAAGUGGACAGAUCCCCGAGUCCCUCAGUAAAAGGUGUCCCGUCCAAGCCAAGUACAUCCAGCACUUAACCAGAAAGAACUCAUCCCAGAGGCCGUCUGCUGUUCAGCUGCUGCAGAGUGAACUGUUCCAAAAUUCUGGAAACGUUAAUCUCACCCUACAGAUGAAGAUACUAGAGCAAGAAAAAGAAAUUGAAGAACUAAAGAAGCAGCUAAGUCUCCUCUCUCGAGACAAAGAGGUUAAGAGGGUGACUUGAAAGACGGGGGGUGUGCCCGUCUAGCCUCAAUAGGCUCUGUAAAUAUGAGAGUGGACUUUUUAAGCUAAAUAGUCAACUGGAAUGUAAAUUUUCAAUCUUUAUUAGGGUAUGGCUGGUAUAACUAAUUGUAUUUAGUAAGCCUGUAUAAGACUUAUUAAAGUGAGGUUGUGAAAGUACCUUUUAAGGCUGGCAUUUUGAACCUAAGACUGCUUGAAACGAAACCUGUUCUGUUCUUGCCUUUCUCCUACCCCACACGCUCCUUUUCCUGGACUUCUCACUUUAAUAUUAACAUCCAUCCCGUCUCUGAAAGUGAAAGUGUAGGCCUCAUCCUCAGCUGUUCUUUCUCUUUUGAACUCUGCCUGUUGACCACCAAGUCCUCCUCUAGGUUCUACUGCAGAGACCUAAGUGUGCUCUGGACCCAUCACUGCCCAAGCCCAGGCCCACGCACUAGCUGCACCGUUCCAGGUUGACGGCUGCUGGCCUUCCUACCCUCCACACUGCGCUGUUCCCACGGGCUCCCUCCUUCCUCACAGACUUGCUUCUCCCCAAGUCUACAUUCCUCAAAGGCAGUGAUAUGGUACGUUCAUAUUUGUACCCCAGUGUGCCUGCCACGUAGCUGGCAAUUGUCACGGUAUAUUGCAUACAGUGUUGCUGGAUUUUAAAUAAAAUGAAAACCACAAA
Mesoplodon densirostris (Blainville's beaked whale) is the source of this 2624-nucleotide messenger RNA. RefSeq names its product eukaryotic translation initiation factor 2 alpha kinase 1 (gene EIF2AK1). Gene Ontology annotation, biological process: protein phosphorylation. Bases 72 to 1943 code for a protein of 623 amino acids. Gene Ontology annotation, molecular function: ATP binding; protein kinase activity. The record is from RefSeq and is a predicted model, not a curated record. The transcript has 15 exons. Lineage: Eukaryota; Metazoa; Chordata; Mammalia; Artiodactyla; Ziphiidae.